Molecule: messenger RNA, 3228 nt
Organism: Onychostoma macrolepis
Lineage: Eukaryota; Metazoa; Chordata; Actinopteri; Cypriniformes; Cyprinidae
Exons: 5
Coding region: 126-1022 (298 amino acids)
Source: RefSeq, a predicted model, not a curated record
GGUAAUCACUCUCCCUCCGUAAGGAACCUCCCAGAGUUCAGUUUCACUUUCUGCCUUCCGUCAAAGCAGAAGAAUAAUGCUUAUGAAUCAGAAUCAUUCGUUUUCUGAGGGGAAAAGUGGCGAUAAUGAAUAUUUUCUUUAAUGUACUCGCAGUGACUUUGGUUUUACUCUACCAUGGUGUAUCUGGAGGCGGAGUGUCAGUGUCAGCGAUAGAGGGAGAUUCAGUGAGUCUACACACUGGGGUUGAAACAAAGCAACAAGAAGAUAUUAAAUGGUAUUUCAUCAGCGUUCGCAUCGCUCAAAUUAGUGGAGAUCUCAGUUAUAUCUGUACAGAUGUUCGGUGUAAUGCAGGUACUGAGAGAUUCAGAGACAGACUGAAGCUGGAUCAUCAGACUGGAUCUCUGUCCAUCACAAACACCAAAACCACAGACUCAGGGGAAUAUAAACUGAAAAUCAUCAGCAGCAGUGACAGUGAAAAGAUCUUCAGUGUUUCCGUCACUGAUGUUCCUGCCACUGAACAAUAUGAGACGAAGGAGGGAGAAUCUGUCACUUUAGAUCCUGGUGUAACAAAAAACCUAAAUGGUGUGGUGACGUGGUAUUUUAAUAACAUUCUCAUCGCUGAAAUCACUGGAGAUCAGAGUAAGAUCUGUGCAGAUGAACAGUGUCCUGACAAAUUCAGAGACAGACUGGAGCUGGAUCAUCAGACUGGAUCUCUGACCAUCACAAACACCAGAACCACAGACACUGGACUCUUUAAACUACAGAUCAUCAGCAGAGACAGCAGCUUCAGCAUCACCAGAGUGAAGAGAUUCAGCGUUACUGUCACUGCUGUUCCAGAUUCAGAUCUGUCUUCAGCUGCUGUAGCAGGAAUAGUUGUUGUUGUUGUUCUGCUGGUGGCUGCUGCUGCUGCUGUAGCUGCUGGUGUGUUUUACUGUCGCCGCAGGAGCCAUACUACAGUGACACAGAAUGAGGAUGAUGAUGGUAACUCGCCGCCUGAACCAAAUAACAUUCUUUUGAAUUAGAUGAGAUGUCCUUAAACUCUGUUUACUCACAAAGUGACCCAAAGAUUUCAGUAAUCGGUACCAAUACCAGUACAAUUGUCACAUCUAUUAUAUAGCAUACUAAUUUAAAUGACAUCAAAAAUGAAUGCAUCAGGGAAAAAAAACAGCAAGAAGACUGCCACACUCCGCACUAACACUUACCCCACAUUUUUCUAAGUUCACGCUAAAGUGAGCGGCCAUGUAAUGAUGCUACUACUUACAUGUUUCUGAGAAGCCACAUUUGAGGUCGAAGAACGAAAUGAAGGCUUGCAUGUCCUGACUGAUGUACAGUAAUUACCACACAUAAUAAUCUGUCCAUCACAGACUACGUGAUUUUUUUUCUUUUCUGCAACUAAGCGACUAAUACAAUUCAGCCUCUUCUGGUCAACUAACGGUUAGGCGACUAUUAGAGGGCACCCCUAGAAAUUGAUGUUUUUUUUAGUAUAUAGAGAUUUAUCAAAGCUGCUAAAGUGAUUCAGACUGAAACAGAAUAGUGAGAUAUCUGUUUCAUGUCUUUUGCACUACAAGAAGUAUUAAUGCACUGAUCUGGUUUGACAUAUCAGUCAUUAUGUCCUGCCUGUUCCUAUCCUCACUGAUAGAACUGACUGCGUUUUCAGAAAUACUGCACCAAGGUGGGCAUUACACUGGGGGGAGGGGGUGGGGGUUGUCAAGAUGCAUUUACUUAAGAAGAAAAAAAUAGAUAUAAUGUCUUGUUUUCUAAAAAAAAAAAAAAAAAAAAUUUAGAUUGUGUUUAAUACAAAAAAAAUAAUAAUAAUCUACCAGUGCAUCAGAAAAACUCAAUUUAAAAAGAAAACAUCAGCUGAGAAUUAAAUGAUGCGAGCUUGACUAAUGUCAACCUGACAGAACUAACACUAUGCUUGAUUAUUUUGCUUAUUAUUUAACCACUAACUUUAACCCUAGGUAGUCAUCCACCUUCAACAGAAAACACUGGCUGACCAAUUUUGAAUAGCGUAGCUUUUUAUAUGUACAUCAGCUACACCAGAACUAAAACCAGCUUAACCCUCGUGCAUCGAUUUAAAUUAUAGCUGCAAGCAGCAAUUAUUGGGGAUCAAGCACUUUAAGGCAUGUAAACACAUCAUAGAGAGAAAAGACCAUUCACAGCCAACACAGACAGUUUACAAGGGACAUGCAUGUGUUUUAGUGCUUUCUAACAGUUAUUGAGGAUGAGCCAAUAGUCUAGAACUAGUUUGUGAACGUUGGCUUUUGAAAUAAUCUCCCAAUAUUUGACGAACAAUUCGACUGACACAAGAGGCAAAGUUGCUCAGAAUGACGAGUUCUACCAUGCGGUCGAAUGUCGUAGGCGUGUGCGAUAUACAGUCCUUUACACGUGAAAAACACAAAGGCUGAUGGUGGCAAGAUACACUAAAGUCCUUAAAGGCAGUCUUGGCGCCUUGGACAAAGACACUGCAUGCCAAUUUUCAAGUCAAUCAGACUUAGGGUUGCAUAGUUAUAGCCAUUUUUCCAAUUUAAAACACCACUAAGUGGCCAGUUGCUGCGUCCUUUUUCAUGUGACUACAGAAUGCGCUCUUACAUAUCAGUUUACUGUACAUACAGUUUGGUGAAAAUAUCUCAUCCCAGUCAUGAGUUACAGCCAUUUUGGUAAACUUUGAACGUUUUGGCGCCCCUAGCGACCAUGAAUCGAAAUUUCUACUUUAUUUUGGUAAUUAUUGACAGUUAGACUCCAGAGAAGUUUUCUGCACCGGUUUGGUUCUGAUCGGGCCAAAAACCUAGGACUACUUCUCAAAAGUAGGACGAAAAUUACACGAUCAAAUCAGAGACAUGUUUUGUCCAUCUUGAGCCAAGUUAACUAAUUUGUAUGCCUAGUGUAAAAUAGAUUUAUUAAAGGAAAUUAGGGUGAAAUAGUAAAAUUCACUAAAAUAUACACUUCUGCCAAAAUAUAUGUAGUUGCGGUUAACACAGUCAGAAUGGUCGGGUAAAAGUAUUUUAAGUAUUGUUACACUGGCAUUAAACCUUGCAAAAAUACUUAAUGUGUUGUUUGCCUGGAGGAAUGUUACAGCAAAAUUUCUAUAUGUAAUGGAUCAAAAAUGUCAUGUCAUCUUUGUCAUACACUUACUCUGUAUAAACUGUUGUACUCUUUUUGUUGGGGGGAUUCGCUCUGAAACUGGUCUGAGAUCCUCCUGGCCAUGAUUAAAGCAUUUCAGAGGAA